Penicillium cataractarum is the source of this 867-nucleotide messenger RNA. RefSeq names its product RTA1 domain-containing protein. The transcript is spliced from 2 exons. NCBI's taxonomy places the organism in Eukaryota, Fungi, Ascomycota, Eurotiomycetes, Eurotiales, Aspergillaceae. Gene Ontology annotation, cellular component: membrane. Bases 1 to 867 code for a protein of 288 amino acids. The record is from RefSeq and is a predicted model, not a curated record.
AUGGCCUCCUCCACUUAUGUUCUUUACCAUUACACCCCCAGCUUGGUGGCUGCGAUCAUCUUUUCUGCCUUGUUCUUCUUGACCACUGCUUUCCACCUGUAUCAGCGGAUCAGCACCAAAUCCAAAUACUUCAACCCUUUUAUUGUCGGAGGUAUCUUUCAGAUUAUCGGUUAUGCCGCUCGGGCCGUCUCUCGCUUCCACACAACAUCAACCACUCUUUAUGCCAUGCAAACCCUUUUCGUUCUGCUGGCGCCAACUCUCUAUGCGGCCUCAAUUUAUAUGGUCCUUGGUAGAAUCAUUGUUUUUCUCCACGGCGAGCAUUUAAGCUUGGUUCCUGUCCGAUUCAUGACUGGGAUCUUCGUGAUGGGAGAUGUUCUCUCUUUCGUGCUCCAAGGCGCCGGUGGUGGCGUCAUGAGCAGCAGCGGAUCUGCAAAUCUUCUGAUCAUUGGCCAGUGGAUUAUUGUCGCCGGUCUCUGCGUCCAGCUCCUGUUUUUCGGAGCUUUCAUCAUCACUUCCAUGCUCUUCCACGUUAGAAUCGGUCGUUCACCUACACAACAAGCUGAGAACUCGAAAACCAGUAGAUUCCUUCGCGAUUGGCGAGGUCUCCUGUUCGCCCUUUACACUGCGAGCGUGCUGAUCUUGAUCCGGUCUGUAUAUCGUGUGAUUGAGUUCGCCCAAGGAAAUAAUGGCUACGUCAUCAGCCACGAAGUCUUUCUGUACGUUUUUGAUGCCACGAUGAUGUUCCUGGUCAUGGUUGUGAUGAAUGCCUUCCACCCCGCUGUUGUUUUGCAAAGGAACCCGUCCAUAUACUAUAGGGGGCAGAAGAGCUCGCGCACUGAUGCCGAGUUGGACGAGCUGCGUGUCUAA